This is a messenger RNA of Condylura cristata (star-nosed mole), 5186 nucleotides long. It is a transcript of the gene TOPBP1, whose product is annotated as topoisomerase (DNA) II binding protein 1. NCBI's taxonomy places the organism in Eukaryota, Metazoa, Chordata, Mammalia, Eulipotyphla, Talpidae. Gene Ontology annotation, biological process: mitotic G2 DNA damage checkpoint signaling; mitotic DNA replication checkpoint signaling; DNA replication initiation. The transcript is spliced from 28 exons. The record is from RefSeq and is a predicted model, not a curated record. The coding region runs from base 121 to 4644 and encodes 1507 amino acids.
GGGGCGCCGCCGGGUGGGCGGGUGUGCGCCGGGGUGGCGCCCGACCCCAGCCGCCGUCCCGACGGCCGCGCGCCGCCCCGCUCGCCGCCCGAAAACCCCAAGGCUCCGCCGAGUUCAAAGAUGUCCACAAGUGACAAAGAACCGUUUUAUGUGAAGUUUUUAAAGUCUUCCGAAAAUUCUGAAUGUUUUUUUAAAGCGCUUGAGUCAAUAAAAGAGUUCCAAUCAGAAGAAUAUCUUCAGAUUAUUUCAGAAGACGAAGCAUUGAAGAUAAAGGAAAAUGAUAGAUCACUUUAUAUCUGUGACCCUUUUAGUGGCUUUGUCUUUAAUCACCUCAAAAAGCUUGGCUGCAGGAUUGUUGGUCCUCAAGUAGUAAUAUUUUGUAUGCACCACCAGCGAUGCGUCCCAAGAGCUGAACAUCCAGUCUAUAACAUGGUUAUGUCUGAUGUAAUUAUAUCUUGUACAAGCCUUGAUAAAGAUAAAAGGGAAGAAGUUCACAAGUAUGUACAAAUGAUGGGUGGACGUGUUUACAGAGACCUUAAUAUAUCCGUAACUCACCUUAUUGCAGGAGAAGUUGGUAGCAAAAAAUAUUUAGUUGCUGCAAACCUAAAGAAACCUAUUUUACUUCCUUCUUGGAUAAAAACACUAUGGGAGAAGUCACAAGAAAAAAAAAUAGCUAGAUACACUGAUAUAAACAUGGAAGACUUCAAGUGUCCUAUUUUUCUUGGUUGCGUAAUCUGUGUGACUGGCUUGUGUAGUGUAGACAGGAAGGCAGUUCAGCAGCUCACAGUUAAGCAUGGAGGUCAAUACAUGGGACAGUUGAAAAUGAAUGAAUGUACACACCUCAUUGUACAAGAACCAAAAGGUCAAAAAUAUGAAUGUGCCAGGAGAUGGAAUGUACAUUGUGUAACCACACAAUGGUUUUUUGACAGUGUUGAAAAAGGUUUUUGUCAGGAUGAGUCUAUGUACAAGGCGGAGUCGAAACUAGAAACAAAGACUAUACCUGAAACUUCAACUCCUACUGGACAAAUCAAUGCAAUUGAUUGUCGUACUCUUUCAGAUGUCAGCCAUAUUUCCAACAUCAGUACAAGUUGCAUAAAUGAGUCAAUAUAUAAUUCAGUUCUUAAUAGUAAAGUAGAGCCUACACUUGAAAAUUUGGAAAAUCUGGAUGUCAGUGCAUUUCAAGCACCUGAAGAUUUAUUAGAUGGUUGUCGGAUAUAUCUUUGUGGUUUUAGUGGCAGAAAGCUAGAUAAACUGAGAAGACUUAUUAAUAGUGGAGGUGGAGUUCGUUUUAACCAGCUCAAUGAAGAUGUAACUCAUGUUAUUGUGGGAGACUAUGAUGAUGAAUUGAAGCAGUUUUGGGAUAAAUCAGACUACAGGCCUUAUGUUGUGGGAGCAAAAUGGUUGCUAGAAUGUUUUAGUAAAGGUUACAUGCUUCCUGAAGAGCCAUAUAUCCACGCUAACUACCUACCAGUGGAAGUUCCAGUUUCAGAUCAACCUGAAAGUAAAACAGCCCUUUUAAAAAAGCUCAGCAGCUUCUGUAAGAAAGACUUUGUUCCUAAUGAAAAGCCUGAGCAAGCUGAUGAAGAUCUGCUCUCUCAGUAUGUAAAUAAUAACUCAACAAUAGUUGAAACUGUGAAGUCUGAAGUUGAACCUCUUAGUGAUUCUACUCAUAUUUCUCUGCAAGAAGAAAAUCAAUCUUCCGUCACUACCUGCCUCCCGGACACUUCUACAGUUGCUGAAGAAGGUUUAUUUAGCCAAAAGAGUUUCCUUGUCUUGGGUUUUAGUAGUGAAAAUGAAUCUAAUGUUGUGAAUAUCAUAAGAGAAAAUGCUGGAAAGAUUGUGUCCCUUCAGAGUAGAAUUGUUGCUGAUUAUGCAGUGGUUCCUCUACUGGGUUGUGAAGUGGAAGCAACAGUGGGAGAAGUUGUUACAAAUACAUGGCUGGUAACCUGCAUAGACUAUCAGACUUUAAUUGAUCCAAAAUCAAAUCCUCUCUUCACGCCAGUCUCAGUAAUGGCAGGAAUGACUCCUUUAGAGGAGUGUGUCAUUUCAUUCAGCCAGUGUGCAGGAGCAGAAAAAGACUCUUUGACAUUCUUAGCGAAUCGCCUAGGGGCAAGUGUUCAAGAAUUCUUUGUUCGCAAAUCCAAUGCAAAGAAAGGCAUGCUUGCCAGUACACAUCUUGUAUUGAAAGAACCAGGUGGUUCUAAAUAUGAAGCUUCUAAGAAGUGGAAUUUACCAGCAGUUACCAUCGCUUGGCUCUUGGAAACUGCUAGAAUGGGAAAGAAAGCAGAUGAAAGCCAUUUUCUGAUUAAAAACUCACCUAAAGAAGAACAAAGUUUGGAAACUGAAAUAACAAACGGAAUGAAACUAAAUCAGGAUACUCCAGAGCAUCCUGUCACACAACUGGAAACUCACAGAACUGUUACACCAUUAGAUAUGAACCGUUUUCAGAGCAAGGCUUUUCAUACCGUCAUCUCACAACACAGUGGACAGGCUCCAGUCUCCCCAGCAGUGGGACAGGCCUUUCAGAAGGAGCCCUCAUUGCAUCUGGAUACACCAUCAAAAUUCCUGUCGAAGGACAAGCUCUUCAAGCCUUCCUUUGACGUGAAGGACGCACUUGCAGCCUUGGAAACUCCUGGAGGUCCAAGCCAGCGUAAAAGAAAACUGAGUACACCACUUUCAGAAGUCAUUGUCAGAAACUUGAAACUGGCUUUGGCAAAUAGCUCUAGAAAUGCUGUCACUCUUUCUGCCAGCCCUCACCUGAAGGAUGCCGAGUCAGAUAAGGAAGAAGCUCCAAAGCCACUUCACAAAGUGGUGGUAUGUGUUAGUAAAAAACUCAGUAAAAAGCAGAGUGAGCUAAAUGGGAUUGCAGCCUCCUUAGGAGCAGAUUACAGGUGGAGUUUUGAUGAAACAGUGACUCAUUUCAUCUAUCAAGGACGGCCAAAUGAUACUAAUCGAGAGUAUAAAUCUGUAAAAGAAAGAGGAGUACACAUUGUUUCAGAGCACUGGAUUUUGGAAUGUGCCCGAGAAUAUAAACAUCUUCCUGAAUCUCUCUACCCACAUACUUAUAAUCCCAAAAUGAGCUUGGAUAUUAGUGCAGUACAAGAUGGGAGACUCUGUAAUAGUCGACUCCUCUCAGCUAAUUCUACAGCAAAGGAUGAUAAGCCAGAUCAUUUGCCUGUAGAAGAAAAUAUUGAUAUAGACAAUAUGACCACCAGUAAUAAAGAAUCAACAACAUCAAGUGGAAAUGGAAACAAUGACUCUAAAGGAGCUUUGACACAGACCUUGGAGAUGAGAGAGAACAUCCAAAAGCAGCUGCAAGAGAUAAUGUCUGCAACAUCAAUAGUGAAACCCCAAGGGCAAAGGACUUCUCUUUCAAGAAGUGGUGGCAACAGUGCUUCUUCAACUCCUGACAGCACUCGCUCCGCCCGCAGCGGGAGAAGUAGAGUCCUCGAGGCACUGAGGCAGUCUCGUCAGACAGCACCUGACAUCAACACAGAACCCUCCCAGAAUGAACAGAUCAUUUGGGAUGACCCUACAGCCAGGGAAGAGCGAGCAAGGCUUGCCAGCAACCUGCAGUGGCCGUGCUGCCCUACACAGUACUCUGAGCUUCAGGUGGACAUCAGGAGACUGGAGGAUUCUCCUUUCCAGGAGCAUGGCUCAGAAAUCGAACAAGCUGUCUGUGAUCCUGUAAAGGCAAGUGUGACUGAAGCCCCAAAACACCCUAUCUCUGAAGAACCAUUAACUCCCGGAAAAGACAGCCAUCUGAUCCCUACGCCACAAGCCCCGAGUAUAGCCUUCCCCCUCGCCAACCCACCUGUGGCUCCACACCCAAAAGAAAAGAUUAUAAUAGAAGAGACACAUGAAGACUUAAAAAAACAGUACAUAUUUCAAUUGUCAUCUCUGAAUCCUCAAGAACGUAUUGAUUAUUAUCAUCUGAUUGAAAAACUAGGUGGAUUAGUGAUAGAGAAGCAGUGCUUUGAUCCCAGCUGUACUCACAUUGUUGUGGGACAUCCGCUUCGAAAUGAGAAGUACUUAGCCUCAGUGGCAGCUGGGAAGUGGGUACUUCAUCGCUCCUACCUGGAAGCAUGCAGGUCUGCUGGGCACUUUGUGCAGGAGGAAGACUAUGAAUGGGGAAGUAGUUCCAUACUUGAUGUUUUGACCGGAAUCAGUGUACAGCAACGAAGACUAGCACUGGCAGCAAUGAGAUGGAGGAAAAAAAUUCAGCAAAGACAAGAAUCUGGCAUCAUUGAGGGGGCAUUUAGUGGGUGGAAGGUUAUUUUACAUGUUGGUAAGUCCCGAGAAGCAGGUUUCAAACGCCUUCUUCAGUCAGGAGGAGCUAAGGUUCUACCUGGUCAUUCUGUAGCUUUAUUUAAAGAAGCUACACAUCUCUUUUCUGACUUUAAUAAACUGAAGCCAGAUGACUUGGGAGUUAAUAUAGCAGAAGCUGCUUCCCAGAACGUCUUCUGCUUGAAAACAGAAUACAUUGCUGAUUAUUUGAUGCAGGAAUCACCUCCUCAAGUACAAAAUUACUGCCUACCAGAAGCUGUUUCAUUUCUUCAGAAUAAGGAAACUGGGCCUGGAUUAUCACAAAAGAGGAAAGUUCCUACAGAGCAAAAUAAAAUCAAAAGACCAAGAAUACACUAAUCAUAUCUACCCCUGAGUUGCCAAACAUUAAAUACUUUUUAAAUUGAAAGCCUGAAUGUUACUGGGAUUUGUGUAGUAAUUUAAAGACAUGGACCUGAGAAUUUGUUUGAAUGUAAUGAUCUCACUGCUUGAAGUUAGUUUUUAACCUGAAGUUUUGAUCAAUGAGAUAUUAACUGUUCCUGAAUAUAAAGUUAUUUGAAAUAACAAAACAUGACUCCUCAGCUAGAAGGAGUGGUUAAAACCACAUUCAAGUGCACUAGCGGCUUUUUGUUUAUUUACUUGUAAAUAUGAGGCUUCGGCUUAUGAAGUUUUAGCAAGGUGAUGGCUUUUUACCUUGGAAGUUGUCAGUUGGGAUUUUUCAUGCUUUCCAUGACUUUCUUCUUCUCGCCAUUUUACCUCAUUUUAACAGGAGCCUGAACAAAAUUAAAUGAGGAACUUAGGCUUUAAAUGUGUGUAUAUAUGUAUAUGUAUGUUUGUAUAAAUCUGCAUGAUACUGCCAAGUUUGGGCACCAGAACUUGGAAAAUAAAAAGAAUAAAAGUAG